Molecule: messenger RNA, 2191 nt
Organism: Nematolebias whitei (Rio pearlfish)
Lineage: Eukaryota; Metazoa; Chordata; Actinopteri; Cyprinodontiformes; Rivulidae
Gene: pnpla2
Product: patatin-like phospholipase domain containing 2
Exons: 9
Coding region: 1-1548 (515 amino acids)
Biological process (GO): positive regulation of triglyceride catabolic process; triglyceride catabolic process; lipid homeostasis
Cellular component (GO): lipid droplet; cytoplasm; membrane
Molecular function (GO): triacylglycerol lipase activity
Source: RefSeq, a predicted model, not a curated record
AUGUUCCCGUUAGACUCUCCGUGGAACAUCUCCUUCGCAGGCUGCGGCUUCCUGGGGAUCUACCAUGUCGGUGUGGCCAGCUGCCUGCAGGAGCAGGCUCCCUUUCUGGUCCACAACGCCAGGCACAUUUAUGGAGCAUCAGCUGGGGCUCUGACCGCCACUGCUCUGGUCACUGAAGUAUGUCUGGGGGAGGUAGGUGCGAGCAUCAUCGAGGUUGCCAAGGAGGCAAGGAAGCGAUUCCUCGGACCCAUGCAUCCUUCCUUUAACCUGGUGAAGAUCGUGCGCCACAUGCUGCGGCGCACGCUGCCGUCUGAUAGCCAUCUGCGGGCGAGCGGGCGACUGGGAAUCUCUCUCACUCGGGUGGCAGAUGGAGAAAAUGUUCUGGUGUCCCUCUUCAACGGCAAGGAGGAGGUGGUGCAGGCAUGUGUCUGCAGCGCCUACAUCCCGGUGUAUUGUGGCCUCAUUCCUCCCACACUUCAAGGAGUGCGAUACGUUGACGGAGGAAUCUCAGACAACCUGCCUCAGUACGAGCUGAAAAACACCAUCACCGUGUCCCCGUUCUCGGGAGAGAGCGACAUCUGCCCACGAGACACCUCCACCAACAUCCACGAGCUGCGCUUCACCAACACAAGCAUCCAGUUCACCCUCACCAACCUGUACCGAGUCUCCAGAGCUCUCUUCCCUCCGGAUCCAAUGGUUAUGAAGGCCAUGUGUAAACAGGGGUACAAAGAUGCUCUGCACUUUUUAAAGAGAAACGGUUUGCUUAACUUCAACGGGCCUCAAAGUGUCAUACCCCUGCUGGCCAACAGAGAGGAAAAGGAGGCUGCUGAUGGAGAGCAGGAUGCUGGGAAAAAUGAGGAUGAAGAUAAACCACAGGCAGAAGCAAAAGCAUUGAUGGUGUUUUCCAGCUCGUCACUAGACGAGCAUAUCAUUGAGUAUCUUCCACCCACCCUGCACAAAGCUCUCAUUGAGGCCUGCAUGGAGAGGCGGAGCCUGGUGCAGUCGCUAGGCAACCUGCUUCCUGUCAGGAUGGCGUCAGCCAUGAUGCUGCCCUACACGCUCCCUCUGGAGUCUGCCAUGUCCUUGACUCUCAGGCUUCUGGAGUGGCUGCCAGAUGUGCAGGAAGAUGUGGGGUGGAUUCGAGAGCAAAUAUUGAAAAUCCUCCAGUGUAUCCUUCGUCAGGCCUCCAGAAGCUUCUGCCAGCACGUUUCUGCCAGGUUGUUCUGCCAGCUGGAGCUGCGUCACUACAGGUCCCUCCCAUCCAGAUCCAGCUCCACCAGCCUGUUUCCCACCUGGAUGAACGGGAGCAGCUCCUCGGUCCAGGAUGUCUUUGUGCGUCUUGACCAGUACAAGAGGCAGCUGCUGUCUGGAGUUCUCUGUAUCAACAUGGACCUGCGAGGCUCCUUCAAAACUGGAUUGACGUCGCCUGACAGCAGCCGUCCGUUCGGCUACUUUCAGCAAGACUUCACAGUGCGCAAUGAUUGUUUUAACGUCCCACUAGAUGGAAAACCGGCUAAACCUCUGAGUCGAUCUAAGAGCUGCUGGUAGGCUUCUGCAAGCAUUCUAGAUCCAGAGAUCAAAUUGUAGGGUCUGUUUUAUGUCAUACUUUUGGGCCAACACCUGACUCUGACAAUCAAUCAGUCUGGGGCACAUCUAUGCAAGCACACUUACAACAUAGGCUUGAGUCAGCACAGUCAAAAAAGGGCGAAUGUUUAUGUUGUUAAUGGAACGCAGUCAAACCGAUAGUCAAGAAGCGUUUUCCUGCCUUAAGCUACUUCUGGCUCACAGGAAACAGAACAAAACAGAAAACAAUGGAGUUAAUCUGUUACAAAUUUCUCCUCCAUUUUUAAAAUGCAAGUGUUAAUGCACUACAGGAAAUGUAUAAUAUAUAUUUUUAAGUUUCUGUGUGCGUGUCAAUGCAAGUAUCUGAACCACUGUUUUACCAUGAAGUAUUAUCAUCAUUAUUUCCAAGUAAAUAAUAACUCAUCCUGAAUUUAGUUAUGUUUUGAAUUGCUGUGUAAAAAAUGUUUUAAAUGUAAUUGAUAUUUUACAUGUGAUUUUUGACUAAUCAGAGAAUCAGUUUGAUCUGAAUGUGUUUGUGUGAAUUUGCACUUUGUCUCCUGUAAUAACCUAGCUCUUUAAAUGCUUAUCUUGUACUGUCUGCUGAAAUAAACUGCUGUGGUCAAGAUAA